ACUUUAUCCUCGACCCAACCCACCUCCGAAUGAUCGAGAUUCUACGGUGACGGAAACGUCCCCCGGUCUAAAUAUAUAUCCCCUCGUGCCCGCCGCACCGACCGGAAACCCAGAUCCAACAUGGCGAGCCUCGACGGCAUCCUGAUCGGAAUUUUAUCCUCCUUCGGUUCUGCUAUUCUCAUAGCUCUCAUUUUCCUUAUCGUCUACUUCUUUAGAUACACAACCUCCGGUCGCAUCUUCCUCGACCGGAUCGGUCGGCCUGGCGAAUAUGACGACGAGCAGGCAUUUGCAAGGGAGGAGGCUGAAGCCCUGGAGUCUAUGGAUGAUAUGCAAAGGACAGAAUAUCUAAGAGCCAAAGCAUUUAUCCAAGCCAAUCCGCCUGAGUCGGUCCAGACGGACAUUUCUUUAUCACAGUACCUAGCUAUACAAGAGAAAGGAGUUUCGGCGUGGGAAUUCGAACCCGAGCUGGAAAUCGCCAACUGCUUUGUGGAGGGGAGAACUGAGAUCGAAUUCUUCGACUCCGAAUGCACCGUAAUGAGCAACUUACCCGUUCCAAAACAAAACGAAGUUUACUAUUGGGAGGCCAAAGUAUACGAUAAGCCCGAAACCACGUUACUGAGCAUCGGCAUGAGCACGAAGCCGUACCCGCUGUUCAGACUUCCGGGGUUUCACAAGUACUCUAUUGCGUAUACAUCUAUCGGCGCUCGGCGAUAUAACCAGCCCUUCAGCGCAACACCUUAUGGGCCCCAGUAUGUGCAGGGCGACGUUAUCGGAGUUGGUUAUCGACCUAGGACAGGGACCAUUUUCUUCACUCGCAACGGCAAGCGGCUAGACGAUGUAGUGCAUGGCCUGAAGUCACAGAACUUCUUCCCAUCCAUUGGCGCAAAUGGGCCGUGUACCGUACACGUCAAUCUUGGCCAGGCCGGUUUCGUGUUCAUCGAGGCUAAUGUGAAGAAAUGGGGACUAGCCCCAAUAACCGGUAGUCUGGCACCGCCGCCACCGUACGGAAGUGAACAGGGAAGUAUCUUACUUGAGACCGGCCGUCGGAAAGAUGAGUACUCAGGUUCGCCGGUUAGAGGUCACGGUUAUUCUCAGUCUGUACAAAGGUACAAUGGCCCAGGUUUAGAUCCAGGUCAUGGGCGGACGAGGAGUGGCAACUUUAGAGUACUUCCGCCCACGAGUCCAGGGCCGCAAAGGAGUCCUACUGAUAUUUCCCUUGCACAGCUGGUUCCCCCAGAUGAAAUAGGCGAGGCAAGCAACAGCGGCAAUGAUGCAGGUCACCCAGGGGACCACGUCAUUGAUGUUGUUGGGCUAGGUCUCCACGAAGCCUCACAUCCUCCACCCGAAUAUACUAGCCCAGAGCACUCAGAUGAGGAAAGCUCUGGCAGCGGUUCCGAUAGCGACCGAGUCCCAUUGAUUAGGACGGGACGUAGCCGUGGAGCAUCUGCGGCCACCUUAAGACCGAACAUCCCACCGAUUCCUAGCUAUAGUGAUGCUGUUCGACAAGGCGCUGGUAGGGACAGGAGCCGCAGCGAUGGCGCCAUGCCCAUGCCUGGACGCAGUGGCAAUUAGACCAGUCAUAGCGAUCGUCAAAUAGGGAACAUCGAGUUCCGUGUGCUACCACUGUCUAUAUGUAGCUCACGAACGUCGGGAAAAGCACGAAUUUUAGCACUCAAGAACAUGGAAC
Molecule: messenger RNA, 1687 nt
Organism: Annulohypoxylon truncatum
Lineage: Eukaryota; Fungi; Ascomycota; Sordariomycetes; Xylariales; Hypoxylaceae
Product: SPRY-domain-containing protein
Exons: 3
Coding region: 121-1572 (483 amino acids)
Molecular function (GO): protein binding
Source: RefSeq, a predicted model, not a curated record